CUGCGUGCUUUAACAGCUCACCAAAACGCAUCUAGCCACACUUUCUCUGAGCAAAGAUAAAAGAAAAUAAUUUACUUAAUCCAAUUAAAACUGCCAAACAGUUAGUUUCUGGCUUGUCUUGCGUUGUUUUUCUUUGUCUGCCGACAAGCAAGUAAGUGCCUUUAUUUUUGGUUAGCUGCCGGUCUGCGCCCUCAUUACGCUUAAAAUCCGUGGCCUUUUAGAAAGCCAAAGGAUUAGGGCCCCAAAGCGGGGAGCUCCUAAAAACUAUACAUAUUCAGCUCAAGAAAUCGCAUAUGUUGAGUCAAGGCCAGCAGCAAUAACAUCAUCUGAGGCUAAAAUACAAAUGCAUUUGUGUGCGACAUAAAAGAUGCAACGUAUUGCCUAGGAUUUGUCCUCUCUUAUUGCUUCCUAAAACAGUGAACCUUCCGCAUCCACCAUGUGCUGCAAGUGCUGUGGAGAAACUCAACGCAAAAUCUGGGUCUUCGGCCUGGGCUCGCUCUUCCUGGUCCUGGGAGUACUUGUCGUGGUCUUCUGGCCCGGAAUUGCGGAUAGCCUAGUAGAGGAUGGCCUUACUCUCAAGCCAGGCACAGAUGCCUACGACAGCUGGCUUGAGGCACCUAUCCCGAUUUACCUAAGCUUCUACAUGUUCAAUUGGACAAAUCCUGAGGACAUAAGGAACCCUAACAUAAAGCCAAACUUCGUGGAAAUGGGUCCAUACACCUUCUUGGAGAAGCACAAGAAGGAGAACUAUACGUUCUACGACAAUGCGACGGUAGCAUAUUAUGAGCGCCGCACAUGGUUCUUCGAUCCAGAGCGAUCGAAUGGCACACUGGACGAUAUGGUGACCGCUGCCCACGCCAUCACCGCCACGGUGGCGGAUGAGAUGCGCAACCAACGCAAGAUAGUUAAGAAAAUCAUCAAUUUUAUGCUAAACCGCGAGGGAGGCGAAUUGUAUGUCACGAAGCCGGUUGGCGAAUGGAUCUUCGACGGAUAUCAGGACAAUAUUACCGAUUUCCUAAACCUGUUCAAUACCUCCAUGAUUGACAUUCCAUACAAGCGCUUCGGCUGGUUGGCGGAUCGAAAUACAUCGCUGACCUACGACGGCUUGUUCACCAUUCAUACUGGAACUGAUGAUAUAUCCAAUCUGGGCAGACUCACCCACUGGAAUAGAAAACCGGAGACUGGUUUCUACAAAAUGCCUUGCGGCGUAGUUAAUGGAACUACAGGUGACUUGUUCCCGCCCAAAAUGAAUGUGAACGAUGAGAUUACCAUUUUCGCAACCGAUGCCUGUAGAUUCAUGAACCUCCGGCCACGAGGCACGUAUGAGAAUCACGGCCUGACUGCCACGAAAUGGGUGGGCACUGAAGAGACCCUAGAUUCUGGGGAGAAUUACCCGAACCAAGCCUGCUUCUGUGAUCCAGCGCGGUUUGACGAGUGUCCCAAGACCGGUGUCGUAGAGUGUAAGGCCUGCCGAGACAAGGCGCCGAUCUACUCCUCCUUCCCGCAUUUCUACCUGGCUGAUCAGUCAUAUAUCGAUGCUGUCAGUGGAAUGAAGCCGGAGAAGGACAAGCACGAGUUCUUCCUAGCGGUAGAGCCUAUUACAGGAGUGCCUGUUCAGGUGCAUGGUCGAAUUCAGAUAAACAUGAUGAUUGAGCCCGACGAUGACUUCGAUAUCUAUCGUGGUGUACCAAAGGUACUGAUGCCCAUGUUUUGGUUCGAUCAGUAUGCUGAAUUGUCUUCAGAAUUGGCAUCCAAGGCUAAGUUGGCUAUCAAUUUGUCCAGCUACGGAGUUAUUUUCGGCUAUUCUCUGAUAGCAUUUGCCAGCGUUUUCAUUGUCACUGGCAUCACGUUGACCGUGACGAAGAAGUGGGUUCGACGACCUUCCGAAGAUGAGGACAUGCUGACGAACUAGAGGAUAGUAUUUUUAAGCAUAGCCAAAGUGCCAGGACAUGUUAAGUCUUCUAGUUUUUUCUGAUAGUCGCGCAACGCUUGUUGUUCUUUGUCAGUUAUGCGUUAUGUAAUAUAUAAGAUAUACGGAUCGAUGUUCGUCUUGCAUCUUGUGAUAGCAAACCUAACUCUUAACCCUACCAAGCCCUACUCUUAAUUGCAUUUCACAUAUCAUUUCCAUGUCGAAACUUUCCGGUUGAGAUUUACCUUAUUGUACUUGAUAAAACAUACUACACAAAUUGUAUUUUUACGAUUUUCAUUUGAAUUUAUAUUUUAUUUUGCAAAAAUAAUUUUUACAUCUUUUUUAUGCUUUACUCAGAGACUUUUCACUUAUCGUAUACGGUUGUUGGAUGAUUCAACAAUUUGCUUUAUAAAUGCAUAAAUUGAAUGUUGUUGUUUUGUAAAUUAAUAAAUUAAAAUAAUUGCAUAUGCAUAAAAAUUUA
This is a messenger RNA of Drosophila eugracilis, 2390 nucleotides long. Its product is annotated as protein croquemort. The transcript is spliced from 6 exons. The record is from RefSeq and is a predicted model, not a curated record. Gene Ontology annotation, molecular function: scavenger receptor activity. NCBI's taxonomy places the organism in Eukaryota, Metazoa, Arthropoda, Insecta, Diptera, Drosophilidae. Bases 437 to 1912 code for a protein of 491 amino acids. Gene Ontology annotation, cellular component: cytoplasm; membrane.